This is a messenger RNA of Rhodamnia argentea, 1799 nucleotides long. Its product is annotated as ankyrin-3-like. Lineage: Eukaryota; Viridiplantae; Streptophyta; Magnoliopsida; Myrtales; Myrtaceae. The transcript has 17 exons. The coding region runs from base 1 to 1779 and encodes 592 amino acids. The record is from RefSeq and is a predicted model, not a curated record. Gene Ontology annotation, molecular function: protein binding.
AUGGCCUCUGGUGCUUCUCGUGGCUCUGAAGGGAGGCCAGGAGUUUUGCGUCUUCUGACUGCUGCCUCUACAGGGAAUCUUCAAGUGCUCAAGAAGUCCACGAAGCAACUUGAUGAUGGAAGAGGGGUGGCAACAACUAUUGCAGUUUGUAAGGACAUGAGAAACUGCGGAGCACUUCACUUUGCCGCGAUGGAGGGUAAAAUUGAAGUAUGCAAGUACUUAUUGGAGGAAUUAGAGAUUGACGUUGACCCCGAUCGACAUAGAUGUCGGUUGUUCCUCCACCAAGAUCUCGCCCUCCGUCGACCGGCCGGCGAUGGAGUAGUCGACGAGAUCUUGGCACGGGGGCGGAAGGCGGCGGCAUGCUGGAGGUCGAACAUCUCACCGUGGAGUUUGUCGGGCUUGGCAUCAAUGAUGGCUAACUCGGCAGCGGCUGAGAACGAGCUCUCAAUGUGGCCCAUCCUCCCUCCUGUUGCCGAUGACCAAAGUGAUGCAGCAGAUCAAGAAGCUGUCGACGCUGGAAGGAAGUUCCAUGGGACGGAUAAAAAGACGUCCGAGGAAGUCCGGCUUUUUCUGAUGGCAGUUCAGCAGGGAGAUCUUGGCUUAGUCGAGAAGUUGGCUUCAAAGCUCCAUGAUGGGAGAGGGAUGGCAAGAACUGUUGCGGAGGCUAAGGACGACGAGGGACGUGGUGCGCUUCAUUUUGCCGCGUUAGAGGGCAAUAUCGAACUGUGCAAGUACUUGUUGGAGGCGUUGAAGCUUGAUGUGGACCCAAAAGACGUUUAUGGCAAUACUCCUCUUCAAUUUGCUGCUGAUUUACCGCAAAUUGAAACCGCAGAGUAUCUAAUAGAUCAAGGUGCCGAUCCUCUCAUACCUAAUGAUGUGGGUCUGACAGUAUUGCAUUACUCUGCUGGGACAGGCAAAAUUGAAUUGCUGAACCUUCUACAUUCUAAAGGGUUUGACGUUGAUUUUCAAACCUCUCAUGGCAGCCCCUUACUUUUUUCUGUCGUCCAAGAUGCGCAAGAUGCUGUAAAAUUUCUCUUAGAACAUCAUGCUAACCCCGAUGCAGAAAAUGAUUAUGGUUUAACUCCGCUCUUUGCAUCCGUCAUCGACGGUUUGCUUGAAUGCUUAAAGCUGUUGAUUCAGGUUUCAGGGGGUGCCAAGGUGAAUGUCACUUUGCGUGAAGGAGAAACACCUCUGCACAUUGCUGCUUCCGAGGGGAAACUUCACAUCAUAAAUUGCUUACUAGAAGCAGGAGCUGAUCCCAAUGUCAGAGACGAGAAUGGGAUGACACCCAUAGAAGCAGCAGCACGAGAAGGCAAUCGUGCAGUCGUGGAGAUUCUCUUUCCAAAUACUUCAGAAAUCAAACCUAUUCCAUGGAGUGUGGAUGGAAUCAUGGCAUAUAUGCAGGCUCAGAAAGCUUUAGAAGAAGAAGCAAAACAGAAAGCUGCAGAAGCAAAAUCAAGGGGAGAUGAUGCCUUUCGAAGAAAGGACUAUGGAGAAGCUGUACAUGCUUACGCACAAGCAUUAGGCUUCGAUCCAAAUGAAGCGACUCUGCUUUCCAACCGAAGUCUUUGCUGGUUUCACUUGGGACAAGGUGAACGUGCUCUAGCUGAUGCAAAGGCCUGUAGGGAACUCAGACCAGAUUGGCCCAAAGCUUGCUAUAGGGAAGGUGCAGCUUUGAGUCUUUUGCAGAGAUUUGACGAAGCAGCCAAUGCUUUCUCCGAGGGUGUCAAGCUUGACCCCGAAAGUAAGGAGCUUGAAAAGGCUUUCAGGUUAGGCUGAGCAGAAUUCUCCAAUUUGAA